Messenger RNA from Plasmodium fragile, 3339 nucleotides. RefSeq lists its product as uncharacterized. Gene Ontology annotation, biological process: protein transport; 'de novo' cotranslational protein folding; protein unfolding. The transcript has a single exon. Gene Ontology annotation, molecular function: protein folding chaperone; ribosome binding; peptidyl-prolyl cis-trans isomerase activity. Lineage: Eukaryota; Apicomplexa; Aconoidasida; Haemosporida; Plasmodiidae. The record is from RefSeq and is a predicted model, not a curated record. The coding region runs from base 1 to 3339 and encodes 1112 amino acids.
AUGGUUGUGAAACUGGGAGGACCCUCCAAAUUGUUCCUCCUGGUAUGCUUCAUCUUUCAGCACAUUGACGCAAUUCUGCACCUGAAUAAUCGCCACGCGAAUCACGAAAAGGGAAGAAGUAAACUCAGCGUGAAUUUCAAGGGGAGACGCGAUAUCGCUAUGGGGAAAAGAGGAGGCAGGUUCAGCGACAGGGGACACAAAUAUGCAAAGGUUGGUACUCCAUCGAUAAUGGAUUUCGUCUCUCUUAAGGAAAGGAAAAAAAAAGUUCAACAAAGGGCGUACUGUAGUGGGAGGCCCUUAAAUGAACUUGGGGAGUAUUUGCUACGCCACGUAAGCAGUUCUGUGUUGAGAAGGAAUUUGUUUUUUUUAACUCCUCCAUUGGGGAAGCAAGAUGGGCAGAGAACAACGUGGCGCUUCUACACAGGAAAGGUAUGGGAGAAAAAACCCAAGUGUGGAUCGAGGCUCGCGAUGGGGGAAACGGGCAAGGAAGAUACUACCCCCUCUGAGGAGAGUGUAGAUAGGGAGGUUCAUGAAAAUGGGCAAGAUGGAAAACGUCUUGUCGUGGGGAUGAACGAGGACAGGUCCGCAGAAGAAAGAGAAAAAAUACAAAGGCUAAAAGAAUACAUGAGAAAAGAACUGCUGACCAUUGAGUAUAUUGACGAAGAAAAUGAACUCAGCGAAGUUCAACUGAAGGUGAACUUGAAGGGAAGUCUGAGGGAACACUACUAUGACAUGUGUGUAAAACAAUAUAAGGAAAAUAAACUCAAGGAAAAUAAAUACGAAUAUUCUUAUUUGAAAGACAUCCCUAUUAACAAUUUAAUUAAUUAUAUUAAGAAAGAGGAUUAUUUAAACAUUUUCCUCAAGCAUGUGAAUGAUGAUAUAAUUAUGGUUUAUAAAAAAAUGAAGAACCUACAUUUGAUCGGAUCCCCAAGACUUAUGAAUAACAUUAACCACAUAACCAUUAGCAAAUUUAGCGAUGUGCAUUUAACCUUUUCAGUUGAUAAAUUCCCCAAAAUAAAAUUUAACAAAUCUUAUAUUCGGUUACCAAUGAAGGUAGAAAUUCCUCCAUAUGAAAAAGGCAGCACUUUUAAGGAAUUCCUAAAGGUUAUAAAAAAUGAAAAGGAAAAAGAAAAUGAAAUUAUAAUAAAUGUUGAUGAAAAUCAUAAGGUGGAUUGGAAUGACGAUGUUUAUGUUAAUGUGUGCAGGGGGUGGGUGUACAAUUCGAGUAAUGAGUAUUGUAGUGAUAUGUGUGGCGUGGAGGGAGAAGAUACACAGAAGAAAUUGAAUUCACGUGGAGAAAAAAACGGCCAAGAAGAAAAUGCCGAUGAUGCAGCAUUAAAUGAAGCAAUGAACAGUCGAGAUAAAAUUAAAGACCUCAUCGAUAUUGACAAAACUGAAGAAGAAUUUAUUAACAGCGCAGAUAUGGGUGAUGAGAAGAAGGAGGAAGAGAAGUAUAUGCACGACAAUGACGAAAAACUUUUUAAUGAUACAAAUAUGAAAGGCAUGGAAGAGUAUAAGUACUAUGACGAAUUUUUGCAGAGCUCUAAAUUUACAAAGUACUUUAAAGAAGGGUAUCAGCUGCCGACUGAUGUCAUUUCCAUGAAUGGAGAAGUCAUCACGGUGAAGGAGAAUUACAACCCCUUGGGGUUUAACGAGUCUCUUAUUGGACUUUCCAGAAAUGAGAAAAAAAACAUAACCGCCUACCUCCCUGUGGAUCUGUUCAAGGCGCACUUUGACUCCUCCCCCUCUGUGGAGGACCAGAAGAACUGCGAAGAAGGACCUCCCAAGGUUGUUAACGACAUUGACAAGGAGAGCAUAAGCAAGUUUAGGGAAGUCAUUUACACUGAAAUUAAGAAGCUCAAGAGCGGCAGCUUCUUUCGGGAGCUGGAGGAUAUUCUGAAGAGCAACCAGGGCAAGUUCUUCGACCGGGAGUCAGAAAGCGGGCAAGGAGCUACCGGUCAGGCGACUACCGCAGAAGGGAACUGCCGAGGCCCCGCCGCGGCGCAGGACAUUGAAUUUAUCCUAAACGAUAACAGCCCCUUGUAUGAUGGAGAAGAGAUGCAGGGUGAGGACGAAGAAGGAGCGCCAUCGCAUCUGCAGUCGCUACACGCACCGCCGGAAGGGGAGGACCACCCCAUAGGAGACGAAGCGGACCAGGAGGAAGAAGUCCAGUUCAACAAAAACUUCGAUAAAUACCUGGAGGAGCUGCUCAAAGAUGAUAUCAACUCCCUGGACGAGAAACUAUAUGGGAGAGGAGCAAGUUCAAAGACGGGGGACAUUUUGAGCAACGUUUAUGACCCCAGUGAGUACGAGAAAUGUGAAGAGGGCAAUGCAAAAGGGGGUAUGGGUGAAGAAUCGGGUGAUGAAGAAAUGCUAAAUGAUUAUAUACUUGGAAAGUGUGACUUGGUCAAAUGCAUAUUGGAGGUAGAGGUGUUAGACAUUAAGUCUCGAAAAAGGUGCGAACAAGAUAUUAACGAUUAUGUGAAAAAAAAAUACAACAAAACGGUGGAUGAGCUUCAUGAUGAAAUUGAAGAGAGAGCCAUGAAGGACAUACAGCACAAAUGUGUUGACCAGAGGAGAAUGGAAGCUUAUAAAAAAUUAAUGGAAAUUUCGUCUCUAAAUGUACCCAGAACAUUGUUUCAGGCGCAAGGGAAAAUACUAUACAGCAGUUAUUUGAAGAAAAAAAAAAUGCAAAGCAGCGAAAAUGAUAAAAACGAAAAAGUGUUAAGUUUUGAAGAGUUCAUUAACAAAUCCCAGAAAGAAAUUUAUGAUCAAGUGAAAUUUUCCUUUAUUGUUAAAACGAUUUUCCAAAACGCCAAAUUAAAGGUAAAUUACGAAAACGUAAUAAAGGACGUGUUAAAAACGUUACUUAAAAGCCCAACAAAUAAUGUGAAGUCUUUAAUAAAGAAAAUUCAUACAAUUCACCAGGCGCAGAGCGUCCUUGAUUUUGUGUCCCUCAAUGGUGACAUUUCGUUCGCGACGAAUAAUAAAUCGUCUGUCAAUUUUUCAGUCACCAUGAAAAAGGGGUCCCACUACACCAAGGAGGAAUUCCUGAAUGCAGACGAGGCGUUGGAGGAUGGCCAAACAGGUCUACACACGGGGGAGGUAUCACCAUCGGGGGAAAAAAACCUUUAUGGUGAAGGGACGGCAGGAAAAAAUGACACACAAAAUGGUGAAGACCAAAAAGGGAAACAGAAAAUUUUUAACUUUACAGACGAAUCCAAUUUCGUAGUGGAAAACAAAAAGGAAAAUAAUGAACAAGUGGAGCUGGAAUAUUUUACCUUUAAAAAGGGUGCGAAUUAUACCAGAUAUUUUGAAGAAAAAUAUAAAAAAAGAUGA